This is a messenger RNA of Marasmius oreades (fairy-ring Marasmius), 995 nucleotides long. RefSeq lists its product as uncharacterized. The transcript has a single exon. Bases 588 to 995 code for a protein of 135 amino acids. NCBI's taxonomy places the organism in Eukaryota, Fungi, Basidiomycota, Agaricomycetes, Agaricales, Marasmiaceae. The record is from RefSeq and is a predicted model, not a curated record.
GCCGCUCUCCUGACCGUAUAUGUACUCCACUCAUCCUCAGAACGUCUAUGGGCGGCAGCCUGGAGCAAGCGCUUGCGAAGGAAGCUGCGAAGAGGUUUCCAGGUUUCCAGAGGAGGCCUGAACUGUGGGGGGACGGUACCGGGUGAUGGAGCCUCUACAUCCACGAUUGCGUGGAUACGUCAAUCCUUUUACUCCAUUCAUCUCACCCUCAUCAAGUGAAGUUCAAGACAUGUGUGUUCCAAGAGACAAUUUGUCCGCAACCUGUUACUGCAACUGGUGUCGGGUUCUCGCCUUCAGCUGUCAAUCAGAACGAGGAGUUUGUCGGGAGCUGAGAGUGGCACGACUUGCACUGGGGGUGAAAAGCAGGAGAUAAACGUCCAUCUGCGGAGGUGCGUUUAGUCCACAGUUCCGUGUUGCUGAUAACUAACAAAGUUGAAAACUCUGGGCAGGACGAAAUUUUCGAGCAAUGUCUUUCCUUCGAAAUUUCGGCUAAAACUCUGAGGAAAUGAACGUUUGAACACUCGCCGACGUUGGAGUUGGCGCGGAGUUGGAUAUUAUGAAGGGCGCUCCUACUACAGAACCGCUGGAUGGUACAAAUCUCGGAGGAGAAUAGCUGUGAUAGCAAUCUCGAACAAGGAAUCUCUGCCACUCGCAAUCGCGCACAAACUUCUACACGAUUCGACUAUAUUCCGUAUCUGCUCCAUCCGUUGACAACGAUUAUCACUGAUCACGGACGCAUGUUCCCCAAACAGCUGCUGGUAGUAAUCGGUCGUAGACCGGGGGCAUCGGUUCUCCACGCGCCAACAACUGUAGAUGUCCUGAAUCUUCCUUCCAACAUACCUCCUCAAUCUCGGAACUGUCCACCCUUUCUCUCGCUCUACGCCCUCUGCGUUCCUCCAAGCUUUUCCACAAAGUCCAGCUACUCACGUUCAGCGUUAGCGCUACUCACCAAAAGUCUUCGCAACCGUAUCUCCGUCCCUCAUCCUAUAAUUUAA